AACAUGGGGGAUACGGCAGCCACCCACGCCGAACCCCUCUAGUGACUCGCAGGGUGGCGCUGCUGCACACACAUCCACGGUGAUCUUCUUUGUUUUGGCCGUGGCCUUCCUCCUGACCACCGUGGCUGUCCUGGUCCUCAUGGUCUCAUACCGCAGACGCAGGAAGAGGAGGAGGGUCUCUCAGAACGUGGAGAUGAGAAUGCUGCCAAAGGGGAGUUAUUUCACCAACGUGGACUCAGCAACAGAGGUGAAACAAGACUACUGGGUCAUACCAUGUGAGGACCUGAUGUUGGAGGGACAGAUCUUAGGGGAGGGGAACUUCGGACAAGUCAUGAAGGCCACAAUCAAGAAGGGUGACCGGCGGGUCAAGGCUGCUAUCAAAGUACUCAAGGAGGGUGCAACUGACAAUGAUCGGAAGGAUUUCAUUGGAGAGCUCGACAUCAUGUGCAAGAUAGGACCACAUCCAAAUGUGAUCAACCUGAUAGGAGCAUGCCAUGUUGGAGAUCAGCUCCUAGUGGCCACCGAGUACGCCCCCUAUGGAAGCCUGCUGGAAGUGCUGCGGUCCAGCCGGACGUUAGACACGGACCCAGACUACGCACAGAAGACCAACAUGGCGUGCGCUCUGUCAUGUGAACAGCUGCUGCAGAUGGCUAUAGAUGUGGCUAGGGGGAUGAAGUUCCUCAGCGAGAAGGGGUGCAUCCAUCGUGACCUGGCAGCAAGGAAUGUCUUGGUGGGAGAACACAUGGUCGCCAAGGUGUCGGACUUUGGCCUCUCCCGCGGAGAAAACGUCUACGUCAAGACAACCAUGGGUCGCUUGCCAGUAAGGUGGAUGGCAGUGGAGUCUCUGACUUACAGUGUAUACACCACCAAGAGCGACGUGUGGUCCUAUGGAAUUCUGCUGUGGGAGAUCAUAACAUUAGGUGGAACCCCAUACUGCGGCAUGACCUGCAAAGAGCUGUUUGAAAGACUGCCCCAGGGCUACCGGAUGGAACAACCCCUCAACUGUGACGACGACCUGUAUCAGCUGAUGCGGCAGUGCUGGCGUGACCGCCCGUAUGACCGCCCUCCCUUCGCACAGAUCUGCGUGGCUCUCAACAAGAUGUUACAAGCCAGGAAGCCGUACAUGAACAUGGAGAUACAUGAAGAAUUCCAGUACGCCGAUAUCGACAAGCAAGAAGACCUGUAAGAAGCAACCUACUUUCAAAGUUGAUACCGGCUGACAACACAUAUUAAAUGACACCACCUUGAAGAAUAUGGACUGUAGAUCUAAGCUUAGAAUAGACAGAGAAGCCGAGGGCUUUGUUUAGACUUGGUCUUGAAAUAGACAUGUCAAUACUAUACAUUAUAACAAAUGCAGUACAGCAAAAGUGGCCAAGUAACACAAUACAAUACAUUAAGGAAUGGCCACAUAAUUUCAUUUUCUGAUCUAAGACUGAUACACAUUUACAACGCCAGUCAGUAAUUGGAAAUUCAUUAAUGUUACACCAUACACAUGAAAGUAGCUCUACGUAAUUUAUAGAUAUUUAUUUGUUACCUGUCAAGGACAGUGUGUUCUCACCAUGCGGCUGUGAUUGUAAACGAGGAUUAAUUAA
Molecule: messenger RNA, 1592 nt
Organism: Branchiostoma floridae (Florida lancelet)
Lineage: Eukaryota; Metazoa; Chordata; Leptocardii; Amphioxiformes; Branchiostomatidae
Product: tyrosine-protein kinase receptor Tie-1-like
Exons: 10
Coding region: 140-1186 (348 amino acids)
Biological process (GO): cell surface receptor protein tyrosine kinase signaling pathway; positive regulation of kinase activity; protein phosphorylation
Cellular component (GO): signaling receptor complex
Molecular function (GO): ATP binding; transmembrane receptor protein tyrosine kinase activity
Source: RefSeq, a predicted model, not a curated record